AUGACUCCAAUUACGCCAAAAUGUCACCAAGAACGUUCGCCAUUUUUAUAUAGUUUUAAAGGUUCCACGGAUUCGCCUAAUAUCGACGUUUUCGACACUCUUGCCACUACUCUAAACGAAUCAAAAUGUGAAACCCUUUCUCGGGCGGAUAUUUCUAAGAUUCUGGACACUCUUGAACUUGAUGCUCCUUUGGUCGAUUAUUUGGUUGCACACGGAGCCAUCUCAGCGGACACAGCAAAGCACCUUUUGUACUGGGACUCUUACUCAGAGGGUGCCAUUUCAAAAACGGAUACAUUGUUAAACUGUCUUGAAAUAUUCGACGAAUCCGUUGACUAUCACACUGUUGCGCAGAAUCCGAAGCUGACUUUGCUCAUCAACGCCCUGAGAAGUACCGGACAGCACGCCUUAGCGAGUCGCCUGGAUACUGGACCUCGAAUUCUGCCAUCACGUUUUACCAACUCGCCUGGGACGAAGAACAGGGAAUAUGAAUCUACGGAAGAUGUCGAAUUAGACUAUCGCUACGGUACCGUUUGUCCAUGUGAUAUCACCAUCGUUCCCAAUGGUAUGGCCAAACUCUCGAAUUGGGGAUUCAUGUUACUACUGGUUGAAACUGUACCUCUUAAUGAGUCUCGUCUCCGCUAA
This is a messenger RNA of Dibothriocephalus latus, 642 nucleotides long. NCBI's taxonomy places the organism in Eukaryota, Metazoa, Platyhelminthes, Cestoda, Diphyllobothriidea, Diphyllobothriidae. The record is from the annotation of a GenBank genome assembly.